Fomitiporia mediterranea MF3/22 is the source of this 6796-nucleotide messenger RNA. RefSeq lists its product as uncharacterized. The transcript is spliced from 20 exons. Lineage: Eukaryota; Fungi; Basidiomycota; Agaricomycetes; Hymenochaetales; Hymenochaetaceae. Gene Ontology annotation, molecular function: mRNA binding. Gene Ontology annotation, biological process: mRNA processing; mRNA export from nucleus. Gene Ontology annotation, cellular component: THO complex part of transcription export complex. The record is from RefSeq and is a predicted model, not a curated record. Bases 115 to 6651 code for a protein of 2178 amino acids.
GUUGAAAGAACUUUCUCAUUACUCCCGUUUCCUGAGCGAGAAAGCCACAUCUGUAAGCAGGAGUGACUUGACUGGAGGGCGCAACGAGGCGUCUUCCUGCAUCACUUCUUGGUUAUGGACAACAUAACGCGCAUCAAGAUGUGUUUGGAGAAGUGGUCGAGAGGAGGCGAGGCUGAGUGUCGUUCUGACCUCGUAUCGCUGCAUUGCAACCUUGAUGACCGAAAUUACACGGAGUCUUCGGACAAACUCGCAACCACAUACCAGACUCUUCUGCACGCUGUCUUACGCACAUGGUCUCUGGAAGCGGAGAGCCAAUUUAGUGCUGCAAAAUUUGUAGCGUUUGUGCAGACUGUCCUAGCUGAGUUACCCUCGUCAUCUUCUCCAUCUACGGAACGACCGCGGUACCUCGUGUUGUUCGGCGAACUGCUCGUAGAUCUCGUCUGGGCCAUUGACAGCGAACUCGAUGAGAUUAUUGCGGAUGCGAAGGCUGUUACUUCAAAUCAAGGUGCAGAGACAGAAAAAGCGGAACAUGCAUCAGAAUCAGUCGUAAAAGCCGAAGGUGUUCAAAAAGUUGCCGAAAGCGACAGGGAGACUCUUGCUGAAGUGCUGAAAAUGUUACUGAACGUUGGAAUCGUAGACGCGCCAACGUGCAGAGAACGACUUGAUAGCACAUUGCUUACCUUGACUGGUCUCAUUGCCGACAAACUUAUAUUCGAGAGGAAGGAGAUAAGAACACGGACAGGAUUAUUCUACAAGCAAAACAAAUUCAACCUCCUCCGGGAACAGUCGGAAGGCUAUACGAAACUCACCACGGAUCUCAUUGGGAGCCUUGGACCCCCCAAUUUGCCAUCCUCUGGUUUGCCUGUCGAAAGCUAUCAGGCAGUAAAAUCUCGAGCCGAGGCAGUGUGGGAGCGCGUUGUUAGCCUGAUCGGAUAUUUCGACUUGGACCCGAAUCGCGCGUUAGACAUCAUUUUGGAUGUUUUCUCCGUGAAUAUUGCGACACAUUGGCAAUUUUUCCUCGCUUUGUUGGCUUGCUCGCCAUGGGUUGGCGAGAAUAAGAAUGUCAGCGACUGGGAGAAAGGUGUGGGUAUGGUAGUGGACCAUCAGCCGGACCAGUACCGCGGGAAAAGUUUGGACGAGAUUUUGCUUCUCGCCGAGAACAAUGCCAAAGGGUCUAAUGCCUCAGCGCUGCCGAGCAUGCAACCGAAGACGAAAGUGCUAGCGCAAGUGCUGGGAUUCAAAUUCACCCACUACCAAUCUUCGGAAACAAAGGCGUCGUGUCCAAGGGGAUUGUACCUAGUGGCAGCGCUACUUAUCCGCGAAGAGUUCAUUACGCUGGAAGAUCUCUAUCCGCAUCUGAGCCCAUCCGAAGAGGAAAUGCCGAAGCUUCACGGAAAGUACUUGGAUGAUGUCCGGUCUCGCAUCAAAUCAUCAUCCAACAAUUUGCUCGCAAUGGCAGCUCCGCUGGAGUCAUCAUCCUUAGGCUCCUCGACUAAGUCAAAGACACCCAAUCCUGAGGCGAAGACCCCCGCCGAAGUAAAGGAACCUCCUGCGCAGAAAGCGAUGCUACUCGUCGCCCUUCUCUCCGCUGGAGUCCUCCGCCCAGCGAUUGCGCUCAUGACUCGUUAUCCUUGGCUGAUUGACAUCCAUCGCGAGCUGGCGGACUUGCUCUUGCGAGUGCUCAAGGCCUCCAUUUCACCACUGUUCGACAAGUUGUUUACUAAGGAACGCAAUAAGGGUUUCUUGCAACCGCGCUCGCGCUACGCGGCACCCGGCGUACGUAUCGCGCCCGCCCGUAGACCACAGUUGACGCUUUGCGCUCCAACUCCACCAAGCACGCACACUCAAGAUUUCGUAUUCUUUUUUCCUCAAUGGUCGGAGUGGGUUCCUGUUUGUGAAUCAGCUGACGAUAUCAUCGACAUUGUCGAGCCGUUGAUGAGAUUUGUUGGCAUACAUAUCAGUCGAGAGCCUCUAUUCCUUACUAAGCUCUUGCGUAUUGGCAGAUCUCAUCUCGCGCAAUCGCUUACGCCCGAUCUGGAAAAUAAAGAUGGCAAACGUUCAGUGACACCCAUUACUGAACCAGAAAAUCCUGUUCAGGAAUUCUGGCUUCAGACAGCACGGCGCUAUCUCCUUCCGGCCCUUUCUAUGAUGCCUGGAAAUGCCGUUUGCACCGUCGAAGUCUGGAACAUACUCCGAUUCUAUGAUCUAACAGUGCGUUGGCGUUUAUAUGGAGAAUGGCGAGAUCAAACAUACAAGUCGCAUCCGGAACUAAAUGCGCAACGCGUAUUGCGAGAACGUGAGGCGAAGGGAAUACUUCGUCGACUUUCUUCACAGACAGUCGAGUCACUCGCAGGAUCCGUCGCAAAGAUGGCGCACACUAAUCCAUGUAUCUUCUUUACGAACGCCGUGAAUCAGAUUCAAGCCUACGACAACCUAGCUGACGUUGUCAUUCAGGCGCUGCGCUUUGCGACUAAUAUGGGCUUCGACGUUCUCGUCUUCCUGGUCAUCGACGCCUUGGGUAAUCCUCAUAAGGAUCGAAUGAAAGAAGAUGGGGCGAAUGCUGCUGAUUGGUUGCAGAGUCUCGCAACGUUUAGUGGUGCACUGUUCCGCCGUUACAGCACGGAUUCAUCAUCGGUGCUGAAGUAUAUUGUUCACCAAUUGUACAACGGACAGACCUCAGAAAUCGUUGUUCUUGAGAAGCUCAUUCUUCGCAUGGCUGGCAUUGAGCCUCUACCGAGCUUGUCGAACGCCCAGAUUACUGCGAUGGCAGGUGGGCCGACGUUGCGCAUUGAAACGGUUGCAUCAGACCUUCGUGGUGCGGGACUUGACGUGUCAGAGGUCUUGACAAAAGGGCCGCAGCGUCUCGGGAAAACUUUAAUUGACACAAAACUCGCGUUCCCGAUUCUCGUGCAAGUAGAGCAGCAACGACAGGCCUGCGUCUUUAAAGCAAGAGACGCCCAUUUAAAGUCUAUCGCUUAUCUGUUCGAUGCAACACACGGUGUUCUCCUUCAAUACAUCGAUCUCUUGACGACUCCGGACAUUAUAUCCCCUGAGGACUAUCGCAAGAUCAUGCCAUCUUUAUCGGAGCUGGUAAAUCUGUAUGGUGUCAGCCCACCCAUCGCAAUGCAAAUUUAUCGACCGAUGCUUGAUGAUGCCAUAGCAGGACACGCCAGGGCUUGGUGCAGUGCAGAAGCAACUGAAAAACGGCUGAAAGCCGCUUUGGCGGCGAAACGGGAACCGACUAGUAAUUCAACAGUUCCUGUGGAAAAUGCAUCUACGGAGUUCGCCCCGUUACCAGAAGUCAAGCCAGAUCCAAAUGGUUCUGCGGAGUCUGAGAAAAUGGAGUUGGACACAGUGGAACGAAAACCAGGAGAGAAUGGUGAAAACAAGGAGGAACUGACCGCAGAAGUGAAGGCUGAAGAAAAGCCUGCUCCCAAAGAACCAUGGGUGCCCGAGAUACGUGCUCUAUUCGACGACUGCAAACAAGUAGCUCCUGGCAAUACUUUCGAUAUCAUCGGACCCAGCUUUUACCUCAGCUUUUGGCAAAUGUCUAGCUACGAUCUUUAUUACCCUAAGGAAAAAUAUGCUGAAGUGGAAAAAAACCUUCGUGCAACGAGUGAUGCAAUGUAUUCCAAGGCUCGCCAAGCCGAAAGGUCAUCCGACAGAUCCACCAGGGCAUCUAGUGGUAGCCUCCGAGUUCAAUACGAUCGGUAUUUAGCGACAAUUUCGAAGCUUCGGCAAGAAAAGGCUGCACAAGAGUCAGUUUACCGCUAUACAACGGAGAAAGGUGGUCGAUUGGAUCGCGAGAAGGACCAUUGGUUCUCACAUGUCGGUGCUGGUGCUGGCAAGGGUGCAACCUUCAUCCAAUCUCUGAUCGAGCACUGCAUACAACCUCGAUGUCUCCUUUCACCUAUGGAUGCGGUUUAUUGUGCGCGACUCAUUCGGACGUUACAUGAGCGCGGAACGCCGGGAUUCCACACCCUAAUGUGUUACGACAAGUUGCUUGGCGAACACGUGAAAGUCGUAAUAUUCUCGUGCAGCGAGAACGAAGCAAGAAAUUAUGGCCGCUUUUUGAAGGGCAUAUUACAAGACUUGUACGAGUGGCACAAGGAUCAGAAAGCCUAUGAAGCAAGUAACUACCGGAAAGAUGGUGCAGACGUUGUAUUACUGCCCGGCCUGCAAACACAUUGGUCAAAAGAUGGACCUUCAUCUCGCGAUGACCUUUUGAAAUGGCCCGGAUUCAGGUCCUUCCUUAAGAAGUGUCACCGGAAGCUUGGUCAAUGUUUCACGGAAUGUAUCCAAGCAGGAGAUUUCAUGCAUGUCUACAAUGCUGUCUUGGUUCUCAAGGAAAUCAUCGACGUAUUUCCCAUUGCUGCGGUGAACGAAGUUGUAGGUUCAAGUAUUGAUCUGGAGAUUCAGAGGCUUGUCCAAUCCGAAGAGAGAGGAGACCUGAAGAUUCUGGCAAGAGCUUAUUCUUCGAGUUUGAAGAAACGGGAGAAGAUAUGGGCAAUGCCGAAAGUGGCUCAGCCCAUAAAGCCCGUGCCUUCGAGGCCAGCUUCUUCACCAUCCAUUGGUCAGCCGGAGAAGCCUCGCGAUUCACCGGCUCCAAUUCCACCCACUGGUCCUCGCGCUUCUCAACCUUCCCUCCCUGCGGCUCCGGAGAAGGCUCCUCCCAUCGAGCGGCCUUCGUCUGCGGCCAAACUUGCUCUUGAGGACAUUCCUAGACCGGAGGUCGUCAAGAGAAAUAGGGAUUCUAGACCGCCUGAAACAUCACCUGCUGAUGCCUCGAAGAAGGUAGAACCUAUGCAGGUAGACCAGCAGCUCAAUGGCAAGGAGGGACCAAUAGUCAAGGCUUCAACUCCAGCUGCGGAUUCCCAGCGAGGCAGAGAUGAGAUUCAUUCCCCCCAUCCAACAGUCCCGCCACGUCCCGCUGGAAGACUACUGGCAGCGUCAUCUUCUACAGACUUGCGGAAAGAAGUUUUGCAGGGAACGAACGUUAGCUCACGUCCUGGAACGCCCAUGUCCUCAUCCCAGGCCCCCGUUACCCAGAAUGGGUUAAAAGAUUCUCCCCAGUCAUCUCCACGGUAUCGUGACCGAGACUCGGGUUCACCGAUGGCUCCUCCGGCCGAACCUAGUCAGACGGUCCAUGCUCAGGAAUUGCGGAACUUACGUCGUGGGGAAAAAUUGCCGCAGAGCCCGCGCGAGCAGCGAGCUGACGCAGUCGACUCUCCGGCACGUCGUUCUUUAUCACCUGCAUCCCGUCCAGGCACAAGGAACGCUAGUGCGGAUAGUAGAGCAAGCGGCGAUGCUAAGCGAGAUCGUGCUAGGCAUGAUACUGAGGGCGAGGAUAGCAAACGUUCAGCAGCUCCGGAGCCACCUUCAAGGGCAGAACGUAACAGCGGCACCCAUCGCGAUGGCCAUAGUCGCUCGGAACGCUCAGGUCGAGACCGGAUUCCGGGCAGUAGUACGCGUGAUGCUGACCGAGAAAGGGAUUCGGACCGUGAAAGAGUCCGGGAUAGGCGGGAUCGCGAAAAGAGCCAUCGCAGUGAGCGCGAGUCUCAUCGAGAACGCGAUCGUGAGAGGGAUCGGGACAGAAGCGACCGUGACAAAGACCGCGAACGUCAUCGGCGUGAGGAAAGGGAGCGCGAACGUGAACGCAAAGCAGUGGCUGUUAAGGAACCAGAGGUUCCCUCUGAAAAUACCUUGCCUUCGCGCUCGGAUGGUUCUCGCCAUCGGACACAUACGGACUCGUCUCAGGCGGAUGUUACCCUUGGGAAACGGAGAAGGACUCCUGACGACGAGUCUGAACGAAGCGCGAAACGUUCCUCACGCCAACGAGAAGAGCGAUCCCGCAAGACUUCGGAGAAAGAUACUAGCCGUGACUCGAAUCGAGAGUCCGAUCGUCGACGGAAAGAGCGGGAUGCUCAAGAGAAUGACACACACGUGAAAAGCACGGCUACAGAAAAGCCUUCGGAUCGUGUGCGAGAGAAUGAACCUUCGUCUGUUAGCACUCCUGCCAAGGCUUCCGCUCCGCCACCUUCAGCACCACGGGCAAUACUACUAGGUUCAGCGCAAACUCGAUCGGGAGGACGAGGUGAUACCUCACCUGCAAUUAAUCGUGAAAAAGAACAGGACCGGGAUCGAGGCGCUAGAGACCGGCCCGAGCGCAGUGGCCGAGGAGAGCGGAUGCAUGCAGACCGCGAUGUGUGGGUCGACAAGCCGGAAAGGUCCGAAAUGAGUGAGCGAGAUGACAGGGAGCGGGAAAAGACAGAUAGAGGACAAAGGGUGGAUAAGACCGAAAGGGAGUGGAAGGAAGGUCCGGGAAGAGCAACGCAAAACGGAUCUGCCCCUCCUACUUCUCUGGGUAGUCUUCGAGAUCGAAUAAGCAAUGCGCCUGGUACUCCUCAGCCUUCAGCAAGUUCUUCUGGAAGAGGCGGCGUGGGCGGAACUUCGAAUCGUGACGAGCAUGGCGACAGCUUGAAGCGUUCCAUCACUGAACGCGAUAGGGAUAUUCCAGCGGAUACCUCACUGUCUGGAUCCAACGCAAUGCCGGCACCUUCCAAGGAGUCGUCAAAGAGAGUACGAAUAGAUAGGUCACGUUUCCGAGGAGACAGUGGUUCUGGGCCAGCUAAGAGAACGGUCAGGCAAUGAAAGCACUUUGGCUAGCUGAGCGCACUACAAUGCUAUUACACUUUCCAGUUCAUCGCAUUUCAUUCAGCUAUCUAUGAUCACGUAGUCCUGUAUUUAGUCUCAUGCAUAAUUAAUGUGGAUUAUGCCUUGCAAUAUAGACUUUCAC